Molecule: messenger RNA, 1519 nt
Organism: Lobosporangium transversale
Lineage: Eukaryota; Fungi; Mortierellomycota; Mortierellomycetes; Mortierellales; Mortierellaceae
Product: phosphatidyl serine synthase-domain-containing protein
Exons: 8
Coding region: 67-1464 (465 amino acids)
Biological process (GO): phosphatidylserine biosynthetic process
Molecular function (GO): L-serine-phosphatidylethanolamine phosphatidyltransferase activity
Source: RefSeq, a predicted model, not a curated record
GGAAGAACAGCAGAACAGCAGAACAACAACAACAAAAAAGGGUGUGAGAGAGAGAGUUUUUAUACAAUGACCAUCUCACAGGAUCACCUCUCGAAUGCUUCCACAAGUGAAGAGCAUGACCAUGUUCAUGCAGAGAUGACUUUUCGGUCUACUCUCCUCAAGUCACGCCAGGCAUCCAGUUCGUCUGCAUUGUCUACUCUUUCGGAUGCAUCCUCUUCACUUGACGAUAAGCCUGAAUGGUUCACUAAAGACACUUCGGUUCAGUUUCAAAAAACACAUACGGAGCAGGACCCUGCCGUAGGAUUCUUCUAUACGCCAAGAACUCUUACCAUCCUCGGAGCCAUGUUGCUCGGUCUUGUCUACGUGGCGAUGACUCCCGAUAUUGAUGAUACAAGUGCAAACGUGAAGCUUGGUGUGACAGCAGCAAUUGGAUCCUUUUGCGUCUUCGGUAUGCUUCAAUUCCGAGACAGUUUACUACUGAGACCCCAUCCUGCUCUCUGGCGAGUUGUCUUGGCUUUAGGUGUCGUGUAUCAGCUCUUUCUCGUCUUUCUACUUUUCCAGAACAAGCAUGAUGCGAGAAUGUUCUUCAAGUAUCUUGAUCCGUCUCUUGGUGUUCCAUUGCCCGAAAAAUCAUAUGGCGACGCCUGUGAAUUGACUUGGGACAACGUUGUGGGUCAAGUAUUUGAUGAGUUUGUCCUUGCUCAUGCUAUCGGAUGGUUCUGUAAGGCGUUGAUCAUACGUGACUACACUUUCUGUUGGAUUUUGUCAAUCAUGUUCGAAGUCAUGGAAUAUUCGCUCUCGCACCAGCUCAACAACUUUGACGAGUGCUGGUGGGACCAUUGGAUUCUGGAUGUUUUACUUUGCAACUGGUUGGGCAUGUACUUGGGUGUCAAGACCUGUGAGUACUUUGAGAUGAAGCAGUAUUCUUGGCAAGGAUGGUCAGAUAUCCCAACCAUCAAGGGAAAGAUGAAGCGCACGAUGCAGCAGUUCACACCAAAGUCCUGGACGAAGUUUGAAUGGAAUUCCACCAAGAACUUUAAGAGUUAUUGUACUGUUAUCUUUCUACUCACUAUGUUCUUAAUUUGCGAGUUGAACGCAUUCUACCUUAAGACGUUACUGUGGAUUCCUCCCGCACAUAUCAUCAAUGUGAUUCGAAUCUUUGCCUUCUUUAUGUUCGGGAUCCCUGGUGUGCGCGAGGCUUAUCAGUACUUCCACGAUGCCAAUUGCAAGCGCAUUGGGCCACAGGCUUGGUUGUUGAUCGCCAAUAUUGCAACCGAAGUGUUAAUCGUUUUCAAGUUUGGCCAAGGAGAGUUUCCUGAUCCUGCACCCAAGCCGGUUAUUUAUUUUUGGAUGGUGUUCCUGACACUACUCACUGUGUAUCCCAUCUACAAGUUCUAUUUGCUUCCCAAGUACAGGCCAAGUAGUAGCACUGCCAGUGGUGUAUCGAAGGCAAAGGCGCAGUGAAGCCUAAUUACUUUUUUUUUUCAGUAGUUUUUUUAUGUGUUUUAAUAAACCAGUC